AUUUGUAUUUGGAUUGGAUUCUUGGAAUAUGAAAGUAAACUCCUCGUGUAGGUUUGGAUAGAGAAGACAGGACGGGCUCAAAUAGUCAAAUCUGAGGUUGCUGUCUUGCUGAAUUGAGGUCUAAGGUUCUAUUGGGAGUGGCAAUUUGGUGGCUCCUAUCAGAGAAGAAGGCAGGAAUUAUUUUAACACCAUGACAAAAGACGGAGUAAAUCUGAACUCCUUGAAAGUUAACACAUGUUUAUUCCCGAUUAGAGCGUAUCGUAUUCAGAGUAUAAUGUUUGAGAGAUUUAAGCUAAUUGAGAAAUUGUACUCUGCAGCAACAGCAAGAAGGUGAAAAGAACUAAAAUGGAUAGAGCGAAAGCGUUUGUCGAAGGAAUCAGCAAUGAAGAAUCGGAAAUACUAUCCUCACUCACCUUUCCUCCUCACCGCGUCACCGUCGAGCCUAGUUUUUACGAGCAUUACGCCAUCAGAGGCAUCCGAGUCGACCGAGUCGAACCCGGCUUCGUCUCCUGCACUUUCAAAGUCCCUCGUCGUCUCACCAAAUGGAGUAUUUGCAUCGGGCGCUAUUGCAAAUCUAGUCGAUGAAGUUGGAGGUGCGGUUGUCUACGUGGAGGGUCUCCCCAUGAAUGUGUCCGUGGAUAUGUCCAUCUCUUACCUUUCUACUGCAAAAUUUAAUGAUGAAUUAGAGAUUAUAGGGAGAUGCUUAGGUAAAAUAGGCGGGUAUUCUGGAACAAGUGUGCUUGUGAGGAACAAACUGACAGGGGAGCUUAUUGCCGAGGGGCGACAUUCGUUGUUUGGUAAACAUGUUAGUAAGAUGUGAUAAUAAUGUGUUAUGUUUGCAUUUCUUUCUUUUUUCUCAAAAAGGAAUACAUGGAUGAACUAAAUCUUUAUUUAUUACUCCUUAAUAAGUCAAUAACGUGUGUGCAUUUUGAGUGCCUAGCUAUCUUUGCUAGAGGUAGUUUUUAUGGUAACGUGCAAACUCAUUGGCUUCUUACAGGAGCAACA
Messenger RNA from Cuscuta epithymum, 1005 nucleotides. The record is from the annotation of a GenBank genome assembly. Lineage: Eukaryota; Viridiplantae; Streptophyta; Magnoliopsida; Solanales; Convolvulaceae.